UUAGACAGAGCGGAUAGCACCAUCGUCGUAUGUUCAUCUAUCGGCAUUGUGCAUUAUGAGAUCGUGGUUUACAUUGAAACACUCAAUGCACAGAAUGUCACUGUGCAAAAUUGAUUUAAAUAGCGCUCGGUGCUUAAUACAGGAUUGUCGCUUUCUCUGCGAUAGGAAUAAAGGACACGAUCACUUUGUCACGAUGAAAAUAGCGUCAGUACUUACAUAAAUAUUGGUACGAAAUGAAAAAGAAAAAGCAAACGUCGGGGUGGUGACCCGUCGUUGUAAUAGAAAAACUUUCUUGCAUCUCGCUUUGUGAAGUAAAAUAAUAACAUGGAAACAAACAAUUUCAAUUAUAUAAAAUGUCAGUGUGCGACGAAUCCUAACUUGAUGGGUAAAUUCAAAAGAGAUUGUACGAAAGAUUGAGUAAUACAAUUAUUUAUUCAAAGUGCAGCAUCGAUCAAAAUUAAUUGGAUCCUGCAUAAAAGACCGUGAUUUUUUUUCAAGCGAGUCAGAUAAGGUCCACAUUUGCUGGUAAAGCAAAGAAAAAAAUCAUCACUUAUCAGUCAAUUCCGCAGGAUAAAAAUGACUCAUAAUGAGAGUCGUGCCAAUGAAAGCAUAUUCUCGUCUUCUAAUAAUUCCGACAGGCUAGACCUAUUGAAUGCACGGUAUGCGACAUUACUGCCGUUAACGAUAGUGCUAGGAUUAUUCGGGAUUGUAGGAAUCGUGGGGAACGUGUUGGUGUUCGUAGUGUACGGAUGCGGGAAACAAUUCAAGGAUAAGAAAUUCAGAUACUAUGUGCUGUCUCUCGCCUUGAUCGACCUCGUCACGUGUAUGACCUUAAUUCCGGCGGAAAUGCUUAAACACCAACAGUACUUCAACUUUACUGGGAGCGUUUGGUGCAAGAUAAAAUGCUUCUUUAACGUGUUUGCAGCUGCUGCUUCAUCCUACUGCCUCGUUCUGGUCGCAAUAGACCGGUACAUGCUCACGUGUCGCCCAGUGGUGUUCUGCAAGGUACGGAGCAUUUCACAUGGUCUUGCCUGGCGUCUAUGUCUCAGUAUGCUGGUGCUAGCCGUCCUGACGUCACUUCCGUCCUCAAUUCUCUGCGGAAUAACGUCGGAUGUAUUGAGGCUUAGCGACGACCAAACGAUUUUCGUCAAUCUAUGUGAGAUUGAGCCGUAUUGCGAAUAUGGAAUAUCGAGAUACGUUUAUCGAAUAUCACUGGGCAUUGUGCAAGUUACAAUAUCCGCGGUCAUGAUCGUCCUCUACGCGCGUAUCGGCUUAGAAGUGUGGAAAGCUGUGCGGAUCCGAGCUGCGCAUGACGUGGAUUUGACCGCGCUGAACCACCACCACCACAACCACGCACAACAGCCUUACCAUAGGGCCGUUGUCCCAGCCGCCGACAUCCACCACCACCAGCCUCCUCAUCAGAACAUUCCUAGUAACGUGAAGCUCCUGUUCGUAGUGACGGUGAUCUACAUCGUAACGUACAUGUUCUAUUUGGCGCUCUCUUGGGUGGACCAGACGCGCCUAUCCCAGGCUCAGUUCUUCGCGUUCUCAGUUUUCUACAGGGCUUAUUUUAUUCACAGCAUUAUCAAUCCGCUACUCUAUCUGAAAAUGGACACACUCUUCCGCCGGCGGUGCAAGAAGAUUUUUUCAACGGCGUUUCCAUGUACACGAUAAUAUUUGUUGCUGAAGAGCACACAGAUAUACUUGCUAAUACUACUUGUUCUGGUUGUAUACAAACCAUGUGUAUUCCUCUUUGGUUCUUGGAUCGCAAUAUAAAUAUGGCCUUUUUGUUUAAUACUACUGGUCCCUGGUAAUAGAUUAACCAUGUUUAUUCCGUAGGCGGUGCUUGGAGAUAUUUUCAAAGGCUUUCCGAAUAAAAAAAUGAGACACUUGUAACACAUCGAAUAUUUACUAUACGAAGAAAGCGUAUUGAUCAUCUUGAUUCUUAAUAUAUUGAGGCUAUCUUUUUAUGCAAUAACCAUGAUUCGUAUAAUUUAUCAAAACCUAUACUGUCUGUGUUCUGAACACAUAGUAAAAGGCAUGGGUGUAUAUUAAAAGUGGUAAAAUGA
Messenger RNA from Dreissena polymorpha, 2069 nucleotides. Its product is annotated as olfactory receptor 8B3-like. The coding region runs from base 577 to 1674 and encodes 365 amino acids. The transcript has 2 exons. Gene Ontology annotation, molecular function: neuropeptide receptor activity. NCBI's taxonomy places the organism in Eukaryota, Metazoa, Mollusca, Bivalvia, Myida, Dreissenidae. Gene Ontology annotation, cellular component: membrane. Gene Ontology annotation, biological process: neuropeptide signaling pathway. The record is from RefSeq and is a predicted model, not a curated record.